AUGGCUUCCUACAUUACUCCGAGCUGUUUACUUCUGGCUUGUGUUGGCGUCUGCUUCGCGACUUUUGGACAUGAACAUGUUCACAUUCGAGUCCAUAUACCUGAAGAGCACCACUCAUCAAAAGAAGUAGUUGUUCAUGAACAUCACGACGAUCAUGGCCAUGGUGGAGGGGGGUAUGGAGGUGGUCAUGGCGGAGGUCACGGAGGCAGCUUAGCUGAUCAUCUUCAUGGUGGCUUUGUGGAUCAUCUAAAAGGCCAUGGUGGUGGCUUCGGAGGCGGAUUCGGCGGUGGCCACGGACAUAGCAUCUCCUUUGGAGGCGGAUUCGGUGGCGGCCAUGGCGGCGGACACGAUUUCGGAAGCAGCUCUGGAGGGCACGGACACGAUAUUGGAGGAGGCCAUGGAGGACAUGACUUUGGGGGUGGCCACGGCGGUUUCGACUUAGGCGGUGGUCACGGUGGACAUGACUUGGGCGGUGGCCACGGAGGACAUGACUUGGGCGGUGGCCACGGAGGACAUGAUUUCGGAGGUGGUCACGGAGGUCAUGAUUUCGGAGGUAGUCACGGAGGACAUGAUUUUGGGGGUGGUCACGGAAGUCACGGAGGUUAUGACUUAGGCGGCGGCCAUGGAGGCGGUUUCGGUGGUGGCUUUGGAGGAGGUCACGGAGGUGGACAUGACCACGGCAGCCAUGACUUUGGAGGUGGCUUUAGCGGAGGAUUUGGCGGAGGUCACGGCGGAGGAGACCAUGACCACGGCAGCCAUGAUUUAGGAGGCAGUAUCGGCGGUGGUUUCGGAGGAGGCCAUGACCACGGCAGUGCUGGAUUAUCUAUAGGAGGCGGACACGGCGGCGGUCACGACAGCUACAGCGUCGGAGGAGGCAGCGGCGGAUUUUCAUCCGGUGGUCAUGACAGUUACAGUGUGCACGAAAGCCAUGACAGUCAUGGAUCUGGUGGUUUUGGAGGCAGCCUAGGAGGUCACGGGGGCGAUGACCACGGCAGUUUUGGAGGUGGUCUGUCUCUAGGUGGUGGACAUGGUGGUGACAGCUACAGUUUAGGAGGCGGCCACGGUGACAUCGGUGGUCACGGUCACGGGGGAGAUAGCUACAGUGUUGGAUUCAGUGGCAGUUCUGGUGGUCACGGAGGUGGUCACGGUCAUGGAAGCUUCAGUUUAUCAGACUUAGGCGGCGGUGGACAUGGAGGUGGUUUCGGCGGUCAUGGUGGCAGUUUUGGUGGUCAUGGCGGCAGUUUCGGUGGUCAUGGUGGCGGUUUCGGCGGCCACGGCAGCUUCGGAGGCGAUAGUUACACCAACGCAUUAGGGUCCGGCCACGGUGGUGGCCCCUACCAUAAAAGAAAGUAA
Molecule: messenger RNA, 1353 nt
Organism: Amyelois transitella
Lineage: Eukaryota; Metazoa; Arthropoda; Insecta; Lepidoptera; Pyralidae
Exons: 3
Coding region: 1-1353 (450 amino acids)
Source: RefSeq, a predicted model, not a curated record